This is a messenger RNA of Haplochromis burtoni (Burton's mouthbrooder), 1637 nucleotides long. Its product is annotated as butyrophilin-like protein 2. Gene Ontology annotation, cellular component: external side of plasma membrane. The transcript has 5 exons. Bases 35 to 1387 code for a protein of 450 amino acids. The record is from RefSeq and is a predicted model, not a curated record. Lineage: Eukaryota; Metazoa; Chordata; Actinopteri; Cichliformes; Cichlidae. Gene Ontology annotation, biological process: T cell costimulation; cell surface receptor signaling pathway; negative regulation of T cell proliferation.
UGGAGGUCUUUUAUUUCAUUUCCGGCACUAUUUCAUGUCAGUUUACCAGGUGGAGGUGAUAUCAGGGGUAGAGUUUGUCCAGCUGCCCUGCAAAACCACAAUUCGCCUGCCUGAAGAUUCUAAAGUGGAGUGGACGGACAACGAUGCCGUGAAGGUCCACGUGUAUGAGAACGGCUCUGACCAGCCUGAAGAACAGGACGAUAAAUACAAGAACCGAACAAAGAUGAAAAGAAACUUACUGGAACCUGGAGACCUCAGUCUGACCCUGAAAUACCCCACAGACAGGGACACAGACAGCUAUACCUGCACCGUCUACAGCAGGGAGGAAGAGAUUCUACUUGAGAAACAAGUGGUGCUUACUGUCAGAGUCCCCCCGGAGGUGGUGGAUUCAGGGGUGGAGUCUGUCCAGUUGCCCUGUAAAACCACACUUAAUUUACCUAAACGUGCUAAAGUGGAGUGGCGAGAUGCUUACAGGAAGGUCCAUGUGUAUCAGGAUGGCUCUAAUAAACCAGAUAAACAGGAUCCGUUUUACAGAGGCCGAACAGAGAUGAAUGAAGACCUGCUGAAAACUGGAGACUUCAGUCUGACCCUGAAAUACCCCACAGUCACAAACACUUACACCUGCACUGUCUACAGCAGGGAGGAAAACAUCCUGAUGAAGAAACAGGUCCUGCUCACUGUCAGAGUCCCCCAGGUGGAGGUGGAUUCAGGGGUGGAGUCUGUCCAGCUGCCCUUCAACACCACACUUCACCUGCCUGAAGAUGUUAAAGUGGAGUGGAUGGACAACUAUAGGAAGGUCCACGUGUAUGAGAACGACCCUGACCAGCAUGAAGAACAGCACCAGGUUUACAGAGACCGAACGAAGAUGAAUGAAGACCUGCUGAAAACUGGAGACCUCAGUCUGACCCUGAACUACCCCACAGACUACAACACAGACACCUACACCUGCACCGUCUACAGCAGGGAGGGAAACAUCCUGCUGAAGAGAAAAGUGGAGCUGAAAGUCAGAGUCUGUCAGGUCGAGGUGGAGGAUGGGGCAGAGUCCAUCCAGCUGCCCUUUAGUACCUCAAAAAACCUGCCUGAAGAUUCUAAAGUGGAGUGGUUGGACAAUUACAGGAAGGUCCACGUGUAUAUGAACGGCUCUGACCAGCCUGAAGAACAGCAUCAGGUUUACAAAGACCGAACGAAGGUGAACGAAGACCUGCUGAGAACUGGAGACCUCAGUCUGACCCUGAAACAGCCCAGAGAGGCAGACAGUGGAGGAUACAGAUGUUUAGUCUGGAGAAAGGAAACGUUAAUCAGAAAGAAAAUAGUGGUGCUCAAAGUCAAAGGUUUGUUUGUUCAUUCAUUAUUUGUGUGCGUGUGUUUUUGUUUGUGUGCGUGUUAAGUUUAUUAGUUAAGGCCUAUGUAUUCACAGGAACAUGAAGAUAUUCAGGGUCCAAUCCUGACACGUAGUCUAAUGCCUUUAUUUUCAGGGCCAUGUCCACUUAAUACUCCACUUUAUGGUUAUAUGGCAUUUUAGUUAAUAUAAAGCAUAGAAUUGAGGCACUUCAAAAAAUUUCAUCUCAACAAAACCUAAAACAGUUCAGGGGGUUGACCCAGUGGUCGGUAGCACAGAAGUACAUUCCUGAGCAGGU